Messenger RNA from Jatropha curcas, 358 nucleotides. It is a transcript of the gene CRR42, whose product is annotated as DUF3148 family protein. Gene Ontology annotation, biological process: NADH dehydrogenase complex (plastoquinone) assembly. The record is from RefSeq and is a predicted model, not a curated record. NCBI's taxonomy places the organism in Eukaryota, Viridiplantae, Streptophyta, Magnoliopsida, Malpighiales, Euphorbiaceae.
AUCCAAAGAAUCAUCACCAGAAAAAUUUAAAAAACUUGAGAUAGGCUCUCCUAUUGUUGUUAUUGAGGCUCCAAAAAUGAUAAAGACCGCAACUUCAGUACCUUGUCUCAGGGUUAAUUCUGGGUUAGUAAAGCCUGGAGACGUUGGAAGAAUUGUGUCGAGAAAGCCCAAGGAUGUGUGGGCAGUUCGUCUCAGCAUUGGAACCUAUCUUAUAGAUGGCAAAUACUUCAAGCCCUUGGAGCUUCAAGAAUGAAACUUGUACUGUUUUCAAUUCAAAGCUUAACGUCAAUGAAAGUAUGCAAAUUUCAAUUCAAUUUGAAAAAUUGAAUAAAAUCAAAACUGUUUUUAAUGGGUUUAA